Molecule: messenger RNA, 4023 nt
Organism: Amphibalanus amphitrite
Lineage: Eukaryota; Metazoa; Arthropoda; Thecostraca; Balanomorpha; Balanidae
Product: natural resistance-associated macrophage protein 2-like
Exons: 13
Coding region: 679-2370 (563 amino acids)
Biological process (GO): response to manganese ion; manganese ion homeostasis; metal ion transport
Cellular component (GO): apical plasma membrane
Molecular function (GO): cadmium ion transmembrane transporter activity; manganese ion transmembrane transporter activity; iron ion transmembrane transporter activity
Source: RefSeq, a predicted model, not a curated record
AGCCCCCUGCUUGCUACUGGUUCAGCAGUUCUCCACUGGUUCAGUUGUCCCUCGUUCAGCUGUCACUGGGAUUUGGCAGGUGGCUUGGUGGCGUCCAAUAAAUGACGCUCUCCCACCACGCCCAGUAAACUGUCGCUGGUAGGCCCUUUGGCAACCCUAGGACCCAGACUGAGACAGGGAUAAUAAGGGAUGAGGGGCGCAAACUGGACCACCUACAUCAACAUGCCUACAAAUUUGCCCGGGCUUGUUCCGGAUUCCACAAUUAAUAAAACUGCUGCUCUACUUUGACAGCUGGGCGCAGCUUAUAGGGCCUUGGGCGCAGCUGGGGGAGGAGAGGGAGGGGGCGAGGCGGACCGUGUGCCCUUGUAGCACGGAGACACGCCGUGCCGAGUCGCCGACCCAGCCGGGCGAGCGGGCCAGCGCGCGGCGCGUCGGGCCAGCGGCGGCUGAGUGAUGAGAUGCCGCCGGCAGUCAGUCGGUGAGCGGCGCUGGCGGUGGUGUGGCGCGGGGGGUGUUUGUGUGGAUGGGACUGCGCUGUGUUGUUUUUAGUUCGUGUGACCUUUGAACUUAAGUCUGAACCGGCGCGAGGCGUCAAACCGGAGUGAGCAGAGGCUGCAAGAGAAGGAAGAAGAAGGGACUUCAUACCAGCGCCGGCACGCGGCCGUCUAACCCGAGGCAAUGGCGCACGAAGAUCUGCGAGACGAGGAGCGCGCUGACGACGGGCGCGACGCGUCGUCGGCCGCCGGCAGCGACGGCAGCUCGGGCGACACGCCGCGGAUCAUGAAGCCGCUGUCGCCGCAGCCGCCCACCGUGCUCGACACGUACUUCGCCGACAACCGGGUGGAGGUGCCGCCCGGAGAGGAGGAGAAAUGGUUCAGCUGGCGUAAGCUGUGGGCCUUUACUGGCCCGGGGUUCCUGAUGAGUAUCGCCUACCUGGAUCCCGGCAACAUCGAGUCCGACCUUCAGUCGGGCACCGUGGCCAGCUACAAGCUGCUGUGGAUGCUGCUCUCUGCCACCGUUCUCGGUCUGAUGGCGCAGCGUCUGGCCGCUCGGCUGGGCGUGGUGAGCGGCAUGCACCUGGCCGAGGUGUGUCACCGCCAGUACCCCAAGCCGGCGCGGCUCGCCCUCUGGAUCAUGAUCGAGGUGGCCAUCAUCGGCUCCGACAUGCAGGAGGUCAUCGGCACCUCCAUCGCGCUCUACAUGCUCUCCAAUAAACUGAUUCCUCUCUGGGGCGGAGUGCUCAUCACCGUCUGUGACACGUUCACCUUUCUCCUGGUGGACAAGUACGGCAUGCGCAAGCUGGAGGCCUUCUUCUGCUUCCUCAUCGCCGUGAUGGGCAUCAUGUUCGGCUAUGAGUACGUGGUCGUGUCGCCGCCCCAGGCGGAUGUCAUCAGCGGCAUGUUCAUACCGGGCUGCUCGGGCUGCGACAGCCGCUCGCUGCUGCAGGCGGUCGGUAUUAUCGGAGCCGUCAUCAUGCCGCACAACCUCUACCUGCACUCGGCGCUCGUCAAGUCUCGGCACGUGGACCGGACGCGUCGCUCUCGGAUCCGCGAGGCCAACUACUACUACUUUAUCGAGUCGUGUCUGGCGCUGCUGGUCUCCUUCAUCAUCAACGUCUUCGUGGUGGCCGUGUUCGCCUACGGCCUCUUCAACAAGACCAACCAGGACGUGGUGGACGUGUGCAAGGGCACCGGACUGGAUACUAUGUAUCCGGACACGUUCCCCAACAACACGGAGCUGGUGGACGCCGACCUGUUCAAGGGCGGCGUGUUCCUGGGCUGCCAGUUCGGCGUGGCGUGCCUCUACAUCUGGGCGGUGGGCAUCCUGGCGGCGGGACAGAGCAGCACCAUGACCGGAACCUACUCGGGACAGUUCGUCAUGGAGGGUUUUCUGAACCUGACCUGGCCCAAAUGGAAGCGAGUUCUCGUGACCCGAACCAUCGCCAUCCUACCCACGUUCUUCAUUGCUGUGUACAAGGACAUUAACGACCUAACUGGGAUGAACGACCUGCUGAACGCGCUGAUGAGCCUGCAGCUGCCGUUCGCGCUGCUGCCCACCCUGACGUUCACCAGCUCCGAGCAGAUCAUGGGAGAGUUCCGGAACGGCACCCCGAUGAAGAUAGCGGCCAGCGUGCUCUCGGCGCUGGUGGUGGGCAUUAACAUCUUCUUCGUGGUGUCGUACGUGCGUGACACGCUGCCGGCCGUGUGGUGGGCCGACCUGAUGCUGGCCGUCGGCGGCGUGGCCUACGUCGGCUUCAUCGGCUACCUCACCACCCUGCUGUACGGCGCCAUGGGAGGACCCGGCUUCGACCGGAUCAGGUGGGCCGUGCGUCGGAGGUUCCGCGGCUACGAAGACCUUGACCGCAGUUAAAGCUGGCGACGCCUAGCGGAAGCUUCACAGGGACUAAUACACUGUGCACACAUUGUGUUCAAUGAUUCCGUCCAGAGCCACUCGUGGGACGAGGAGGGCGUCACGGAAGCGCCCAUCUCCUGCACUGGAGGGAGCGGCGACACCGGGCCGGGCGCCGGCUCAUCGUCCGGUGCCGGCGACACUGCCACAGCGGGCCCUGUCGGCGGACAGUAGCGGUCGACAGUGCCUCUCUGACGGGCGCGGCUGGCAGUGCUGCAUUCGAGGAGGGAGGUUGGCCGCCAGUACUCCGCAUCGGGUCUGUCAGAGAGCUACGGCGCUACACUACGCAAACACUCGGAGGCAUCGUCGAAGUCCGACUGAGUGACCAUUUAUUUGGGCUUUUUAGGUACUGCUGAAUGACUUCUUGAUUACCUAGUCCUCUCGCUGGAAAAUGCAAACAGCCGGUUUUUCGAGGAUAGAGCUAGAAUUAAUUUUGAUUGUUUUGUAAACAAUGAACUGACGUUACCACUUCAUGCCUCCUAUUGGUAUUUGGUAGAAACACAGGCAGCUCAUACUUGCCUGUAACCUGAUUCGGACACCCGAGGGCUUGCACCCGCACGAUAAUGACAACUCCUGAAUCAAUGCAGCAUUCAAUUGUUCCCGUUCUCAGGCUGAUUUGAUCCCGCAGCUACCAGUACUUGCUCUUCUUGUCUGCUAACGGAAGGGCGUGCACACAAGUGAAGUUCUAAUAACCACUUAGCGCUCGUGACGAAUUACGUAACUAGGUGUCGUAGUCCAAACGUGCCCGUAUUCAUACCUCAGAUAAUGUGAUGUUUUUGAACAGACACUUUACCUGCUUCAACGUUCCGUCGUAUUUUUAAACCAAACCCACUACUUGCCGUUAUGGGGAGCGGCGCCCGAAGAGCUGCCGUUUCUGCUGCGAGUGCUGCUGCCGAGUCUGAUCAAACAGAGUAUUUUGUCCGCGCGCCGCGCCGCGGUGCCGUCGCCGCCGCACCCUUGUGACCUGCUGGGCUGUGAUAAUCGACAGUGGCUCGGUACGCAGCCAGUGCCCCGGUGACCGGGACACCAGACAUUGCCGCGACCUGCCGUCGACCGGACGCCGAGAGUACGCGACUGGUCGGCCGCCCACUCUUCCAAACCGGCUGCCUUGUAUAGUGUGUACAUUGCCAUCGUGGUGCGGCGUGUGUUGUCAUUUGUCGAUUUAAUCGGUUUCCUUGUUUAGCGUGUAUGUCGCCUCCCUAUUUGCUGGCGUUUUAUAUGCUGAAUGGUGGGCCUGUCGGUUUAUAUCGGAUGCUACUUAAGUGUGUGCAAUGGUGAGGGUCCUGGGAUAUGCCUGUGUCUGAUAUUAUAUCCACUCGUAGUGUCUUUUAUAGUUAGUCACCUACAGUACUGGCUAUCAGGAACUUGUAUCGAUAAAGGAUUUGCUCUUUUCAUUUUUGCAGCACUUGCAUCGACAGCUGGUUUCUUGCUCACGACGUCUUUAUCCACAAUUGUAUUGGUAUAACGUCUUCUAUAUUCUAUUUAAUAAUGGAUAUGGUUUUACAUUUUGUGUGCAGACUGCAGAAUCCUUCCAACUAACGUAGCUGGCGUGGUGAAAGGACAUGGUACAAUGUCAUGAUCGCCUGUCAAUAAACGGUACAUGACUCGAAAAAA